Syzygium oleosum is the source of this 1816-nucleotide messenger RNA. RefSeq lists its product as uncharacterized. The record is from RefSeq and is a predicted model, not a curated record. The transcript is spliced from 7 exons. Gene Ontology annotation, molecular function: hydrolase activity, acting on carbon-nitrogen (but not peptide) bonds, in linear amides. Bases 291 to 1646 code for a protein of 451 amino acids. Lineage: Eukaryota; Viridiplantae; Streptophyta; Magnoliopsida; Myrtales; Myrtaceae.
UAGAAGGUCAUGGAUGUUCGCCCGUGAAGAGUGACCCCAAAAUUGAUCUCCCAACAUCCCAAUCUCCAUCGGUAUAGAGUGGUCCUUCCACUAGUAGAGAAAGAAAAAUCAAACCAUUGGAGGUGUCGAUAAUGUCCCUCAAUAUCUUCCACCGAAGUCUACAUAUCUAAAAGCAACUCUUUUUGAGUCCUUGUGCCAUUUCCUGAGUACCAAGAAAUACCCACAUUUCCAUAAGGUUUUCGCUCCCCAAGUGGACUCAUUCAAUUCUUGAAUUGGGAGAGAAGACGGGAAUGGCUCAACAUGGUCCGAGGCUGGUCAUCCCCGUAGACGUGAAGAAGAAGCCCCACGAGCAGGCGCUUCCCCUUCACAACCGGUGGCACCCGGACAUCCCGCCGGUCGCAGAAGUGCGGACCGGCAAGGUCUUCAGGGUGGAGAUGGUGGACUUCAGCGGCGGCGGGAUCACGCACGAAUAUACCAUCGACGACAUCAAGCAUGCCGACAUGUCCAUCGUUCAUUACCUGAGUGGACCGAUCAGAGUUCUGGAUACAGAUGGAGUUCCGGCGAAGCCGGGUGAUCUUCUCGCUGUCGAGAUAUGCAACCUGGGUCCUCUACCGGGCGAUGAAUGGGGUUUCACAGCAACAUUCGACAGAGAAAAUGGAGGCGGGUUUCUGACAGAUCAUUUCCCAUGUGCAACCAAAGCUAUAUGGUAUUUCGAAGGAAUCUAUGCAUACUCACCCCAAAUACCGGGUGUGAGGUUUCCAGGGUUGACUCACCCUGGAAUUAUUGGAACUGCACCAUCUAAGGAACUCCUGAACAUAUGGAACGACAGGGAAAGAGAGGUUGAAGAAAAUGGACUGCAGACACUCAAGCUAUGUGAGGUUUUGCAUUCAAGGCCACUAGCAAACUUGCCAUCAACCAAAGGCUGCGUCCUCGGCAAGAUUCAAGGAGGCACUCCUGAAUGGGAAAGGAUCGCGAGGGAAGCGGCAAGAACAAUUCCGGGAAGAGAAAAUGGGGGAAACUGCGACAUCAAAAAUUUAAGUAGUGGUUCAAAGGUAUAUCUCCCAGUUUUUGUGGAAGGAGCAAACCUCAGCACUGGCGAUAUGCACUUCUCUCAGGGUGAUGGUGAGGUCUCCUUCUGCGGAGCUAUCGAGAUGAGUGGCUUUUUAGAGCUCAAAUGCGAAAUCAUCAGGGGAGGGAUGAAAGAGUACCUGACACCAAUGGGACCGACCCUUCUCCAUGUAAACCCAAUCUUCGAGAUAGGACCGGUGGAGCCAAGAUUUUCGGAAUGGCUGGUGUUUGAGGGGAUCAGUGUCGAUGAGAGCGGGAGGCAGCAUUACCUCGAUGCCAGCGUCGCAUACAAGCGGGCCGUGCUCAACGCGAUUGACUACCUCUCCAAAUUCGGCUACUCCAAGGAGCAGAUGUAUCUUCUACUAUCCUGCUGCCCAUGUGAAGGAAGGAUAUCUGGAAUUGUGGAUUCCCCUAAUGCUUUAGCAACACUUGCAAUCCCCACAUCCAUCUUUGAUCAGGAUAUUCGUCCAAAGAACAAAAUUCCAGUUGGGCCUCGGCUAGUCAGGAAGCCAGAUGUCCUGAAGUGCACUUAUGAUGGGAAUCUACCUAUUACAAAGAACCUUAGUGCCACUAUGUAGUCGUUGCUUAGGUGGCCAAAAUUACAAUGCUUGGGCAAACCAUAUGUGCUUGCACCUCUUCCUAUUCCAUAUUUACUAAGUAUAAGUAGAACUGUGACAGCAAAGAAUAUGCUACUUCUGGACAACCUCUGUACCUUGGUUGAAUAAUGGGUGAGCUGCUUACUGAGAAA